This is a messenger RNA of Bufo gargarizans (Asiatic toad), 1278 nucleotides long. Its product is annotated as hatching enzyme 1.2-like. Gene Ontology annotation, biological process: proteolysis. The coding region runs from base 1 to 1278 and encodes 425 amino acids. The record is from RefSeq and is a predicted model, not a curated record. Gene Ontology annotation, molecular function: metalloendopeptidase activity; zinc ion binding. Lineage: Eukaryota; Metazoa; Chordata; Amphibia; Anura; Bufonidae. The transcript has 11 exons.
AUGGACCUGAUGAGGUUGUCACUCUUGCUGUGCUUGGCUGCCCAGGCUCUGACGAGACCGAUGGAAAGACAUCAGGACCAGGAUGACUCUGCCUCUGACCAGGACCCCUUUAUAUUUCAAGUCAUUGAGACUGCAAAUGAAGGAAGUCCUGUAGUACUGAAAGAGAUGGAUAUUUUCGUUGACACCUACCGUAACGGUAGAAUAUGUAGAACCUGCACGUGGCCGAAGAACAGCAAUGGAACUGUCCAAGUACCGUACACCAUAGUUCCUCGGUCCUACUCCCCCUCAGAUAUUUCUCUGAUUAAUCAGGCCUUGAGCGAAUUUGGAGUGAUGACCUGCGUGCAGUUUGUAAACCGGACCACGGAGUCAGACUAUCUCAAUAUAGUCUCACAGUCUGGAUCAGGUUGCUGGUCUUACAUUGGAAGAAUUUUCGGCAAACAGACUCUAAGCCUCGAAAGUUCAAGCUGCAUGACGUACGGAGUAAUUCAACAUGAAGCUAUGCAUAAUAUUGGUUUCUUCCACGAACAUACAAGAGUUGACCGGGAUAACUACAUUGACAUCAAGUGGGACAACAUAGACCAAGGUUACUGGGGCGAUUUCAACAUCAAUCAAGCGAACACUCUGAACCUUCCUUACGAUUAUACAUCAGUGAUGCAUUAUUAUAGGUAUGCUUAUGCCGAGACAUCGACUUUGCCUUCUAUAGUCCCAAAACCUGACCCUACUGUGCCUAUUGGACAGAGACUAGGGUUGAGUUCUCUGGAUGUUAUAUCAUGUGUUCGUUCCUCGCUAACAUUGUCCAUUUAUGUAACCAAAAAUAAAGACCUUUGUAGGACAAAGCUGGUGACGGCCUCAGGAUCCCUUUCCGGAAACAGCUCUUCUGCAAACCAAAGUGGUGGAAACUGCUUGUGGCUCAUUCAAGUCCCAAGCAAGAAGGUUUCAUUGAAUGUUACCUCUCUUAACAUCUCUUCUACUGACUAUAUUAAAGUCUAUGAUGGGAUGCUAAAGACAUCACCUGUCUUAUUGGGGAUGACCAAUGGAUCUGGACCAAUCUCAACCCUGGUUUCAUCUGGGUGCAACAUGCUUGUAGAGUUUGUGAGCAUGGCCAGUUCCAAAUUCAGUAACUUUAAUGCCACAUAUUCAACAGCAGCAGGUGUGAUCCUCAGCAGGAGACAGCACAGACUUGGGGAUGAUCCUCAGCUGGUGCACUCUCCUCCUCGGCCCUUAAUGCGAGAUGAUGCCAUUGCAUUGGCUGUGGAACGAAACCUGGGGCCUAAUUGA